UUUAGGGCCUACCCGCACAGCUAUGUGCUUCUAGACGAGUAUGCGAACCCCAUCAACGAGUCCUCCGUGCCGUUCAUCGCAGGAGCUCCCGUGAAGGUGGUGACCCACGGCUGGAGGUCGUCAGCCGACAGGAACGCCGUCAUGAACAUCAAGAACGAAUACCUGAAGGCAUACGACUGCAACGUCGUCACGAUAGACUGGAGCCAGACGGCCGAGUCCAUGAUGUACCCCACUGUGGCCAUCCAGGUCAAAGCUAUCGGCAACUUGAUCGGGAAGUUUCUGGACAACUUCAGCAAUCGCUUCGGAGUGACGGGAGAUCAGGUGCAUCUGAUUGGGCACAGUCUUGGCGCUCAUAUUAUGGGGAAUGCUGCUUCGGCGUGUCAAAUGAGGAUUGGUCGCAUUACAGGUAGGUUCUCCCUCUCAUGA
Molecule: messenger RNA, 426 nt
Organism: Plutella xylostella (diamondback moth)
Lineage: Eukaryota; Metazoa; Arthropoda; Insecta; Lepidoptera; Plutellidae
Source: RefSeq, a predicted model, not a curated record